AUGGACGACUCGGUGCACAAGACGAGGAAGGAGAUGCUCAUGCGGGAGAUGAGCAACGUGGAGUCGAUGGCUGACGACGGUGACCGUGUGGCAGGGGGCGGGUCCGUUUCUGGGCCCGGACACGGGGACGGCGGUGUCGCUGGUGCGGCGGAGGGGUCGUUUCUCGACGGGAGGGUUGGGGAGCUGGAGCGGCGGAUUGCGAUGUUCGAGACGAUGUUCCAUGCGCUCAGCGCGAAGCUGGACCACAACUUCAAGAAGUACGACAUGGUCGUCAAUUCGCAGCAGCAGCAGAUCAACGAGCUGAACUCGAUGAUCUCUGUCAUGCUGAACGACCAGGCACGGCACGGCGAGAUACUCAGGGACAAGCUGUCCAGCAGCGUGCACGGCAUCACCGCCACUACGAGUCUCAUCAACGGUAUACACUUGAACUUGCCUAGCGACACAACCCCAACGGCGAGCACCGUGGGGACGAACACCGCGAUCGUCCCACAGCAGCAGCAGGGGAGCGGGAACCAGGGGCUCAACAUGAGAGGCGGAAUGUUUAACCAGUCCAGCUCAGACCCGUUCUUCGACGAUAUUCUGAACAGCAGCACCAACAACAAUAACAAUAACGCCGGGACACGCCAGGACGGAGCAAUGCGGAUGGUCGGCGGCGCAGUGAAGCCCACUUUCAUCAGAGAGACGUUCAAUUCCAACGGCAGAGUGCUACAGCAGCCGCAAGUGAACGCCGGACCGUUCCAGAACGCGGCGAUGAGCUACGACCAACAACAGCAGCAGCAUGCGAUGCCACAGCAACCGCUCGUACAGACGGCCGGUGGGAGCGUAGUAGACACAGGCUCAGAGAACCACAGGCAGAGCAGCAUCAGCCGAAGGGCCAGUCCGCGGCACGACCAGACGAUCUUCGAGACCGGGGACCAAUCGCCCCCCGGGAACUCGCACGCCGCCGCUGCCGCCUCCGCGGGGACGCAGCGCAUGAUCUCGAAGGAAUUCCAGUUCAUCAAGUCGCCGCACACGGUCCGCGAGGUGUGGCUCGAGUACACGGAGGGCGUUAGUGGGCAGCCAUCGCUCAGGGAGAUGGAGAACCGGUACCAGACGAGCUGGCGCCGCGACCCGGCUGUCACGAAGCACUACGCGCGCAGGAAGGUGCUGUGCAAGGCCAUUGAGAAAGGACUUUCCAGGGGCUACACGCUGGAGUACAUAAUCGACUUGCUCGAGAACUACAGGAUUGUCGACCACGAUAAGGGCAUCAAGCAGCCAAUUGGGUGGCUGUGCCACCCGGGGAACAUCCCCGAACUGCUGAGGUGA
Messenger RNA from Huiozyma naganishii CBS 8797, 1305 nucleotides. RefSeq names its product Msn1p (gene MSN1). The record is from RefSeq and is a predicted model, not a curated record. Gene Ontology annotation, molecular function: RNA polymerase II cis-regulatory region sequence-specific DNA binding; DNA-binding transcription factor activity, RNA polymerase II-specific. Lineage: Eukaryota; Fungi; Ascomycota; Saccharomycetes; Saccharomycetales; Saccharomycetaceae. Bases 1 to 1305 code for a protein of 434 amino acids. The transcript has a single exon. Gene Ontology annotation, biological process: positive regulation of ribosomal protein gene transcription by RNA polymerase II.